CGUCCCACCAGUAAACACCACACAGCAUUUUGAGAAUUCAUCUGCUUUGAUCUGAAAGCAUAAUUCUAGCGACAACGCUAAGCAAACGUGUAUUUGUCUAUGUUAUGUCACAAUCUGAGACUAGUGUUGGGGGAAUUUGACUAGGAAUAUUCACUGUGAUUUUUUGUGAGAUUUUUAAUGAAAUCUUCCUCCGCCGCUCGAGAAAUGACAUUCGAAGGUCAUCCCGUUAGGUGGCGCACCUUGGCCUUCCUCCUAAUUGCCGGCUUGUUCAUUUACGGUUGCUUGGACAUUCGGCUGGGAAUUCGACCUACAGUUCUGAAGCAGCUCAACUCUUUUUCAUUGAACUUCGAUGGCCAUUUUCACCAAACAAAUACUUCCUCUCAGCAGAAUAAAUCGAACAUGGCUCCUAAAGCAAACGUUUCGACAUCAAAUGGGACGGUUACUCCGAAAACUCUACCUAAAACGACACCAACAACAGCCAAAAAACCUACAAAAUCGUCUGCGAAACCGACGACGAAGGCAAAAACGAAAGUUACAACCAAAAAGCCGCAUGUAAACAAAGACAUCGCCAUGAAAAUAAUGAAGAUCAAGGGGAGGGAAUUGGCCAAAGAGUACCGGGAAGUAUUGUUAGAUCUUCUACGGACAUUCAUGAAAAUUGCUGAGGAACUGAACUUGAUAUGGUUCGCUUAUGGCGGUACCCUGGUUGGCACGUGGCGUCACCAUGGUUUCGUCCCCUGGGAUGAUGACAUUGACAUUCUGGUAAACAACUCCCAGAAGCCCGGGCUGUUGAAGAAGUUCCUCUCAAUGGAGCCGCAGUAUGUCGGCCAUGAUGGCGACCCCAUCAUCAAAAUGUUCUCAAAUAAAUCCCAGGUAAAGAUCAAGGACUCCAACCACCGCUGGCCUUUUAUAGACAUCCUAUUCUUUGUAGAAAAUGGUGACAAAAUUUGGGACAACUUGAAAUACAUGGAUAAGUACAAGUUUAAAAAGAGCGACAUUUUUCCAACCCAUAAACGUCCGUUUGAAAAUGUUAUGAUAAACGCGCCGAAGAACGCACUUAAGAUACUACUACCUCAAUACUAUUGGAUUAACCCCUCACAUUGUUCUACCUGGAAUUAUGAUCAUAGGACAGAAAGUGGGGGUCGGAAAAGGAUUGAGAUACCCUGUGAGGCUCUCAAGGAUGUAUAUCCGUUUGUGCAUAGGGAAUACAUCAAAGGGAAUGAGGCGAUGAAGGAGACACUGAAGUUAGGGGAGAAGGUUAUACAAACGAAAUAUGUCGAGGAGAUGGAGAGUUCCCGGACUCCGCCUUUUACUCUGAAACCCGCAAAAUAG
Molecule: messenger RNA, 1329 nt
Organism: Lineus longissimus
Lineage: Eukaryota; Metazoa; Nemertea; Pilidiophora; Heteronemertea; Lineidae
Exons: 2
Coding region: 178-1329 (383 amino acids)
Source: RefSeq, a predicted model, not a curated record